Meira miltonrushii is the source of this 2492-nucleotide messenger RNA. Its product is annotated as alpha/beta-hydrolase. Lineage: Eukaryota; Fungi; Basidiomycota; Exobasidiomycetes; Exobasidiales; Brachybasidiaceae. Gene Ontology annotation, cellular component: cytosol. The record is from RefSeq and is a predicted model, not a curated record. The transcript has a single exon. Gene Ontology annotation, molecular function: oligopeptidase activity; serine-type endopeptidase activity. Gene Ontology annotation, biological process: proteolysis. The coding region runs from base 34 to 2361 and encodes 775 amino acids.
AUUCAAGAACCUUCUCACUCCAGUGCAUCCAACAUGCAUAGCUUAAAAACGAUGCUUUCCGGGCUUCUCCUACUUUCGCUCUUUGUCAUCGAUUCAUUUGCGAACAAGGCACCCUGUUGGAGUACGAAGGACACGCCAUUCCCCAAAGCGAGACGAGUGGACAAAACAUGGACUUAUCGAUCAGCAAAAGCACAUGGAAAUGUCACUUUUCCAGAUCCUUACUUCUGGCUUGAGCAACCAUACACUACCACUAAAGAAGUUCAAGAAUUUGCUGCUGAUCAGCAAGCAUUGACGGAGAAGUAUAUGAGCAAAUGCACAAAUGCCGAAUCGAUCACUCAAUCGAUCAAAGAUGCUUUUGAUUACAACAGUUAUUUUGAUAUCACGUUUUUGGAUAACGCAAUUAAUCCUUUCUACUUCUUCAGCUUGCAAAGAAUUGGUGAAAGCCGUAAAACAUACUACAUCGCCACACCUGAAGAAAUGGAAGCAGGAAGAAAGACCAAUUUCGCCAAUCCUCCCGGUCAUAAAUAUUUUGAUGAAGGUGCAUUAUCGGUCAAUGGUACAGCAAGCAUACAAACAUAUCAAUUUUCAACUAAUGGUCUUUACUUGGCCUAUCUUGUCAUUGAUGCUGAUGCCGAUGUAGGCACAUGGUAUGUUCGGAAAACCACUUCCCCAUUCCUGAAAUAUAGCAAGACGCCAGGCGGUGAUGGUCGGUUACCAGAGGCUGUUCCACGUGGUGAUGGACAUAUAAUGUGGCGCUCUGACAAUGCAGGAUUUUACUAUGUACAAGUGAAUGAUCCAGAAGGUGGAACGAAUACGGAUAUCGGAUCAGUGCUUCGUUAUCACAAACUAGGAACAGCUUAUGAAAAAGAUGUUCUGCUUGUACAUGCUGAUCCAAGUCAAGAUAGUUUCUACAGUAUAGUUGAAAGUUUAGACGGCAAAUGGCUUGUUCUGGUCAAUUCAAAAGGUGCAGGACAGACCUCGAUUUAUGCAACCAGGCCAUUAGAACAAACACUCUCAGAUAAAAUGAAGUGGAUCUCAAUCGUUCCUACCCAAGAAGAUGACCUUACGGCAAUUACUACUAUUGGUGAUGAUCUUUAUGUUCAAAGUGAUCAUGAUGCUCCAAAUUAUAAGACUGUCAAAUACAAGAUGGAUUGGAGUAAAGCGCGUGUUGUAAACAAGUUACAAGAUUUGAAUGACAAUGUUGAUCCGGUCGACGUUAUUCCAGCUCGUAAGGACGCUUUGUUAAAUUUUGCGGUGCCUUUCGACAACGACAAGGUUGUCUAUGUGAUGACUGAGAACGGAAAAUACACUCUUUAUCUCUAUAGCCUUCUCACCGGAAAGUUGAUCCAGCAAGUUUUACCAAAUGAAACCUUUACAGCACAUGAAGUGAUCUAUGCCGAUUCAGGCAGUAAGAACAUUGUAUUGGCCUAUUGGGGUCCUUAUUCACCUCGAAAAUGUGUUCAAAUCACAUGGGACGGAACAAAAGUCGUUGACAAAACGUUUUUCAUCGAAACGGUAAAAGGUACAAAACCUGGCGAUUUUAUGACGGAGGAGUUGGAGGCAACCAGUAAAGAUGGAACAAAGGUACCAUAUUACGCUGUUCAUCACAAAGACACAAAAAGGGAUGGCACCGCUCCAGCAAUGAUGCACUUCUAUGCCACUUAUGGAGAUGUUGAAAACCUAUUCUGGUAUCCUAUGCAUUAUUCAUUCAUGAACAGCUACAAUGCCGUCCUGGUUUAUGCUGGUGCACGUGGUGGCGGUGAUAAAGGAGCUGACUGGCAUAUAGCUGGAGAGGGGAUGAGAAAGCAAAACACUUUCGACGAUCUUAUUGCAGUGGCACAAGAUUUGGUAAAACGCAAAAUUGCAGCACCAGGAAAAGUUGUUCCUGAAGGUGUUUCCGCCGGCGGGCUCAACGCAGCCGUUAUUGCCCGACAAGCACCUCCCAAUACUUUUGGUGCUGUCCUAUCUGAUUUACCUCCUUUGGAUUGGUUUCUGAUCGAUCGUAGUAGAGCUGGUUCAUCUCAAUACGAAGACUUUGGCAAUCCACACAACGCAACAGAGUUUGAUGUUAUAAGAUCUUGGAGUCCGUUACAGAAUAUCGAUGCAACGGAACAAAAAGUCUAUCCUCCAAUCUUGGUGACAGCUUCUGAUUCGGAUCAGAGAGUCGUUAUUGCUCACGCUCUAAAAUUUACAGCACAACUUCAAUUCAGCUAUCCCAACAGCCCAAACCCAUUACUAAUGCACAUUGCCAAAAGUGCUGGUCAUAGCGACGUUGGCAAUAACCAAGACACUGCUAUCAUCAAAAACUUCCAUCAAGAAUGUUUUGUUCAACUUGCUUUGGGUUUGACAAAGUACAGAUGAUUCAUCAAAAACCUUUCACACUCCUUUUGCUUCAUAACAUCAUACUGCCGUGUCUUCAUGUGGAUGUUGGAAUAAUAUCAAUUUCACAUAAUAUCAUCGUUCAUACGUCAGUUUACACGCUUUAAGCCGAG